Molecule: messenger RNA, 3456 nt
Organism: Amblyraja radiata (thorny skate)
Lineage: Eukaryota; Metazoa; Chordata; Chondrichthyes; Rajiformes; Rajidae
Product: mucin-6-like
Exons: 24
Coding region: 1-3456 (1151 amino acids)
Cellular component (GO): extracellular matrix
Molecular function (GO): protein binding
Source: RefSeq, a predicted model, not a curated record
AUGCCCACCAAAGCUUAUUGUUUCUCCAGCUGGCUAGCGUCCAGUGUAAAGGAGAUCCAUGGACCUCUGAGGACUCCCAUUUGGGCCGUCUGCUGCCGUGCAGACUAUAACGGCAACAGCCGCAAUGAAGCCCUACAAUUUCAGCCGCCUGCUCCCGUUGGAGAGCUCAAACUGCGGCACAAAUUACUACUUACUCUAGCUCCAGUGGAGCUUCCACAGCAGCCCAAACCCCCGGCCGCUUCCAUAGCUACCUCGGGCCCGCUAUCGGAGCGGCCCACUGGAAUAAAAUUGACUUAUCUGCUAGAGCAGUUUGAACUGCUCCCGCACGUCGCGCCAUGCAGCCAAGCCAUGGAGGAGGUGGAUAUGGAGGAAGCGGUGAGUAAUAUUAUUCAGCCGCAGUUGGAUGGGAUAACUAGGUCACGAGACUUAAUAGUCCAGGAUGCCUUGGAGCAGCUGCAGAACAUUCUCAAAGGGGAGGGUGAGCAGCCAGAGGUUGUUGUGCACGUCGGCACAAAUAACAUUGAUCCUACAAAAGGAACCUGUUAUACCUGGGGAACUAACCACUUCCAAACAUUUGACAAUAAAAUAUUUGUCAUCAGCACUACCUGCAACUAUAUAUUUGCCAGUGACAGCCUCGGAGAUUUCAACAUUCAGCUCCGUAGAGGAACUGACGGGAACAUCCUGAGAAUCAUAAUCGAGAUAUUUAAUACAGUCAUCAAGGUUGAGAAUGGAAAUAUCAUCAUGAGUGAUAUAGGAACCAUCGAAGUGCCCUACCGAGGAAACCAAAUACAAAUCUAUCCUGUUGGAGACGAAUACAAACUAAUAGUCAAUCAGCCAGAUCUUGACUUAGCUGUUACCUGGGACAAUGCAUGUUUUCUAAUGGUUGAACUUGGUGAUCGACAUCAGAAUAAAACCUGCGGCUUGUGUGGAGAUUUCAAUGGUUCUCCUGAUUUUCCUGAAUUUGUUUUUAAUGGUGAGAGCAUGGACAUCGAUGGGUAUGUCGCAAUGCAUCAGAUAGAUGACCCUUCCGAAGAUUGCCAUGCUGAGCAUCAAUUGUACCUGACCACAGAUUACACCAUCUAUCUGCUGAACAUUGCAGCUCCUUUCUGUGAGCUCGAUCGGACGGAUUACAUCAUGGAAUGCCAGCAGGAUUUGUCCCAGUGCUUGGUGCGAGGAGACAGGAAUUGUGCUUGUGCUACCCUUUCUCAGUUCUCGCGCCAGUGUUCCAGGGCCCUGCAGCCGGUCAGCAAUUGGAGGAAUAGCACAUUUUGCCCUAUGGCUGACUGUCCCGCGAACCAGGUUUACCAGGAAUGUGGAUCACCCUGCUUAUCUACCUGCUUAAACCCACAGUUCACUUGUGACAGUUAUUGCAAACCUGGCUGCUUCUGCCCAGAAGGAACUGUUCUUGAUUACAUUACCUCCAAAUAUACAUGCAUACCUCGAAAUCAGUGCCCCUGUGUUCAAAAUGGGAAGAUAUAUGCCCCUGGAGAAAAAAAGGAUACCUUGUGUUCUUCCUGCACCUGCGUUGGCGCUCAGUGGGACUGCUCUGACAUUCAAUGUCCUGGAACCUGUUCAGUUGAAGGAGGCUCAUUUGUGACCACAUUUGAUGAAAGCACAUACCGAUUUCAUGGGGACUGUCAGUAUUUACUUGUUGGGGAGUCCUUCUUGUUACUUCUCGCUGCUCGCAACUGUAUUGUCCAAAAGCUGCCCAACCAGCCCGGCAUGAGGGCUUUCAUUCUGCAUUUUGCAGAGCAGAUGAAGGAAGGCAGGAGCAUGCAGAGCCAGAGCAAUAAGAUACCCAACCAUGGCACCAUAGAGGCAGCAUUUGAACAAUGUGGCAGCCAAUACACAGAAACACGUUUGUCAAGUGUCAUCUAUGCAACGCACGAGACCAAGAUAGUUUUCACAAGGAGUAGCAUGAUAGAAGUCAAUAAUCAAUUCAAAGACUUACCGUUUCGAGCAGGGAAUAUCAAAAUCUACAAACGGUCUUCCAGCUACAUUCAAAUGGACACUGACUGUGGCCUAGGGCUGCUCAUUAAGAUGACAGAAGUUUUCCAAGUGUAUAUUAUGGUUGGGAACUGUAAAUUUGUAACGUGCAACUAUGAACAAACAAAUGACUUCAUGUGUGCAAGCCUUGAUUCAUACGCCAGUGCUUGUGCGAAAAGAGGCAUAAUCUUGGCGGGCUGGAGAAAUGUUAUGGACGGCUGCGGAAUAUCUUGCUCCUUCAAUCAGGUCUUCAGUUAUGACUCCAGGGUCUGUCAUCGCACCUGCCUGUCACUGUCCAAUCCAGAAUUUGAGUGCACGUCAAUCGAUCCUCCAGUGGAUGGCUGCAACUGCCCAGAUAACACUUACCAGGACAUCAGCGGACAAUGCGUGGAUGCUGCCGAGUGCCCUUGCUUCCUGGCUAACAUACUCGUGGCACAUGCCAACCAGCAGAUAACUCUUAAUGGCGGAACAUGCUUUUGCACCAGAGGGAAGUGGAAUUGUCAGGGGAGUGGACUGUGUCCGUCAACGUGUAUGGUUCAUGGAGAAGGACACGUCACGACAUUUGACGGAAAGCAAUAUGUCUUUGAUGGGAACUGCGAAUAUAUUUUAGUUCAGGAUGCUUGUUCUGCCAUCUACUCACAGCCAUCAUUCAAGAUAGUGGCAGAAUAUGUCUAUUGCAGCCAGUCAAAAACCGUUUGCACCAAGGCGAUAAAGGUGUACUACAAGGAUUUUCUAAUCAAAAUGACAGAUGCCACCUACAAGGUCAUACCAGAAAGUGCUGUCGGGAAAUUCACAGUAAUUCAUAACCAGAUGUAUCUCACAUUCCAAUUCGGAGAUCCUGACACUCUUCAGCUAAUAGUUACAUGGAAUUUAAAGAUGAAUACGUACAUACAGAUUAUUGGGUUAUCUAAGUUUUCAGUGUGUGGACUCUGUGGCAAUGCCAAUGGUAAUAUUAAAGAUGAGCUGAUAACUCAGACCCACUAUUCAGCUAGCACUUUAAUGAGCUUUGUAAACUCUUGGAAAGACGAUCCCAUGUGUGAGGAUGUGACUGAAGUUGUGUACCCAUGUGCAAAAAAUCCAUAUCGAAAGUCAUGGGCAGAGAAGCGAUGCAAAAUAAUUCCCAGUGAUGUGUUUCGACCCUGUCACAAGUUGCUCCGUUGGUUUCCAUACUAUUAUAAAUGUAACAGAGAUGCGUGUGGUUGUGAACUGGUUGGGGAUUGCGAGUGUCUCUGUGAUGCUGUUGCAGCCUUUGCUAAAGCUUGCUUAGAUGCCGGGGUCUGUAUCGACUGGAGAACCCCAGACUUCUGUCCUGUGAACUGUGAUUUCUACAAUACUCAUGAGCAAGAUACUAACAUUUAUAAAUAUGACGGCGACAUCAAAUGCAACUGGCACUAUCAACCUUGCUUGUGCCCCAAUGCUCCUUGGACCUUCUCAAAGUCAAAUAUGGAAGGAAAAAAGCCUAAUAACUAG